GAAGGUUCGCGCUGCCCGUCAGGUCACUUCCAGACUACGCGUGCGCAGCACUACAAGUGAUUACAGCGAUCAGGACUGCAGGUUGAUCAGCGUGGAUGCAAGAAAGUGAUUUGUACCUGAGUACGUUGGGAAACGUCAGUCGACUUUCUGGAGAAUACACGGCGUUAAUCCCAGAAGACAGUUCUUAACAGCACAGAAGUUCGCACAGCUUCGUGCCCAUAAUCAGACAGAAUGAAGACAGCGCUGCUGCUGCUGGUGACGUUGCGAGCUGCCCUCAUGGCGCCCCGGAAGCUGCCCCACGUGCCCGAUGUGGUGUUUCCUCCGGUGCCGGACGACGCUCGACUGAGUUCGGAGCACCUGAGACUCCUCCUAGAGACUAACCAAGACCCUGAGGUGCAGCCCGGACUGUUCCAGGGGGACAUGGCGCUCACCAACGAGAUGUACGACUUCUGGCGAGUGGGACUCCGAUGGGACGUCAUGCCGGAACGGAUGUGGCAGAACAGCACUGUGCAUUACGUCAUCAGUCCCCUCUACGAUACAUCCGAAUACGUCACGAUCUACAACGCCAUACUGACACUCAACUUCCUGACGUGCAUCAAGUUCGUGCCGUGGGACGGCAAAGCCGACGACUUCCUACUCAUCUGGCCGGUCAAGUACCCUCACGGGUGCUGGUCGUACGUGGGGAGGUUCGGAGGUCCUCAGAUCGUGUCCCUGCAGCCACCGGAUGAACAAGGCCCUAACUGUCUCGGGGACGAGGGUCGCUCCAUCCAUGAGCUGCUGCACGCACUGGGCAUUUUCCACGAGCAGUCCAGGGCCGACAGGGACAAUUUCGUGGACAUCCACCCUGAGAACAUCAUACCAGAGUUUCAAGUGAACUUCAAUAAGGAGAGCCUGGAGAACACCACGUACAGUUUCGAGUACGACUAUGGCAGCAUCAUGCACUACGGCCAGUACUACUUCAGAGAAGCAAAUGGGAAAAUGCUUGCGGUGAUAAUCAGUGUGAUGUUGGCAAGCGUGGGCAGUGCGCGCUAUGUUCCGUAUGUUCCAGAGGUACUGCACCCCCCAGUUCCCCAAGAGGCUCGACUGAAUGCAGAUGACGUCAGACGCCUUGACGAGAUGGGCCAAGACCCCGAGGUAACGCCCGGCCUGUUUCAGGGAGACUUGGCCCUCACUGAUGAGAUGUACGACUAUUGGAGAAUCGGCAUCCGGUGGGAUGUGAUGCCUCAGCGAAUGUGGCCCAAUGGGACAGUGCCCUACGUCAUCAGCCCACUAUACGACACGCCUGACUACGUCACGAUUUACAAGGCCAUCAUAACUCUGAAUUCGAUGACGUGUAUCCGGUUCGUGCCCUGGAACGGGAAGGACAAGGAUUAUCUUCUCAUCUGGCCUGUCAAGCAGCCGAAAGGCUGCUGGUCAUAUGUGGGGAGGUUUGGAGGUCCUCAGAUCGUGUCGCUGCAGCCACCGGACAAGAAUGGUCCAAACUGCCUUGGAGGUGAGGGUCGCUCCAUCCACGAACUCCUGCACGCACUGGGCAUCUUCCACGAGCAGUCAAGGGCCGACAGGGACAUGUAUGUUGAUGUGAAGUUUGAGAACAUCAUACCAGAGUACCGAAAUAACUUCAACAAGCAGAGCUUGGAAAACACAACUUACAAUUUUGAGUAUGAUUACGACAGCAUCAUGCAUUAUGGGCAGUAUUUCUUUAGCAAAACAAGAGGACAACCCACAAUCAUUCCCAAGAAGGAGAAUGUCAAACUGGGACAAAGGAAAGCCAUCAGUAAAACAGACUGCUUGAAGAUUAAUGACCUUUAUGGAUGUCUGAGUAAAUCUGUUUAUCAUAACAGGAAAUAUUAUACACUCUGUGACAUCCUGGGCUACUAGUGUACAUUGCAGUCAUUAAUAAAUUUGGUUUUUUAUGUAAUACUAUGUUUAACAUAAUAUUUCGUAUCAUUAUCUUAUAAAUAAAGGUAUUUUUGACCCAGUAUGAAAACAAAAUUUACGUUAUUCAUAUGGAAAUAUAUAGAUUUCUGUCUAGAAAUCAAGAAUAAAUGUCAGAAAUGAAAAUACAACCUUUUAAAAAUGAACAGAAUUUUUAAAACCUGAGUUAUAACAAGUCAUGCCUGUACGAAAGGUUGUCCUCCUAAAAUUUGUUAUGCACCCAUCAUCUCUCAUAUCCUGCAUGUCCCACAAUUUGCAAAGCCCCUUACUAUGAAGCUGUCUCCACUCUCCUGUUACUUCCAUCUUCUCUUCAGCACCCUAUUCUCAAACACCCUCAGUCUAUGUUCCACCCCUAGGAUGAGAGACUGGGUUUCACACCCAUACAAAGCAAUAACUACAGUUAUAGUUUGUUUUUAUGCCUUUCAUUAUUUUGAAAGCAUUGUUUGAAACACAGACACAAGCAUGAAUAAAGA
Cryptotermes secundus is the source of this 2408-nucleotide messenger RNA. RefSeq lists its product as uncharacterized. Lineage: Eukaryota; Metazoa; Arthropoda; Insecta; Blattodea; Kalotermitidae. The transcript is spliced from 12 exons. Gene Ontology annotation, biological process: proteolysis. Gene Ontology annotation, molecular function: metalloendopeptidase activity; zinc ion binding. Bases 232 to 1878 code for a protein of 548 amino acids. The record is from RefSeq and is a predicted model, not a curated record.